CAACUAUGACAAAUAUAAAGAAUAUAGUGUAAAAUAUAAAUAAUUUUGAAGUUAGGUUUGAAGUUUUACUUUUGGAGAAGAAUACAUUGAAACUUCAAAUAUAGAGUUUUAGAAACUUUAAAAUAGAGUUCCUUUUUGGAGAUGCUUUUAGGACGAGAGAGAAGAGAAAGUUCAAUAAAGUGUCGCUCAUGUAUUUCGUGGUAAGAGUAAAUGAUAUUUCAGAACUCCUUAGUGAUUAAAUUUUGAGUAGGACCCAUUUCAUUCACCACUUCAGCUACUUCUACAAUUUUGUUACUACUAGAAUCGAUUUUAAUUUUUUUAACAUAUAGUAUAAAGGAAAUGUCAUCCUUCGAAGCCCUUUAGAUUCUUCUUCUAGUACAACACCUUUUCCAGUUUAUGGAUAUAUUCACUUUUUCUUUUUUGUCACUGGAUAUAUUUCACAUUUUACCAUUGAUAAGUAACAGAGAGGUAUACACAUAGUUAUAUAUACGACCAUAUAGCCGUGCCCUAUUGACAACCAUUACAUAGACGAGAGGCGUGUACGCAUGUAAGGGUAGGUGCGAUGCAGGCAGAAAUUAUGGAAUUAGUUGUUUGUCGUGCAAAUGUAAUAGAAAGAGAAAAAUAUGUAAUAAUCCCUCUAUUUCAAAAAUAAUGUCAUUUUAAAAUUUCUUUUUGUUUUUAAAAAAAUAUUAUUCUAUAUUUCUAACGCAAAUUUUUCAUUAAAUAUUUUUCUUACCUUUUUAAAUAACCAUAUAAUAAAUGAGAGUAUAUUAAUAUAUUUUAUCAUAUUUUUAAUCCACGUGAAAUGCAGUAUAAGUGACACUCUUCGAAACAGAAUGAGUAAUAUUUUUAAAAAAUAUUGAUAGAGAAAAGAAGAAGGUAAUGGUUGAUCAUGCUUUAUAUAUUUACUUCAAACUUCAAGGUUAAUAUUCUUUUUUGAAAAUAGUAUUUAACAUAUACAUGAUGUAUAUGAUUGUUAUUGUUCUUUUCUCUUAUCAUUAUGGAUUUUCAUUAAUUUCGUUAAUUUCUUUUAAAGGGCAUCUCUAAUGGUUUACAUCAUUGUUUUCUUCAAAAUUAUGUAAACUCAAAAUGAAUUUGUGUUUUACUUCAAUGGUUUUUUAAUUUUAUUGUUUCCCUCGAAAAUAAAGAAAUUCCUACAAAUACCACAUUCAUAAUAUCAUUUUUCAUGUUUACACUAACCACUUUUACCUUUACUUAAAAACAUAUUUAAAAUUUUUUUGAAAUAGUUUCAAACAUGAUUUUCAAAAGAAAUUUUGAAAAAAGAUUAUAAAAAGUUUGAAUUUGAAAAAGUAUAAUUCGAAAACAUAAAAAAAUUAUUUAUUUUUUUUUAUUUUUUUAUUUAAAUAGUUAUUUAUUAUAUAUAUAGAGAACAAGUGUAUAAGAGUCUUUUGCCACUUAAUGAAUAUGACAUCUGAAAAUGUCCAUUUAGUAAUGGUAAAGACCAGGUUCUAAAACGCGGCCGCCGACACUGUAUACACGCCGGAAAAUCGGUCGGCAGGAUGACGCCGCCGUGAUUUCAAUGUAUUAGGGUUAAAAAUCGGAAAACGUAAAUAAAUCAUAUUUCCUUGUUAUACGAUUGAAAUCAAGUGUAAAUAUGUUAGCUUUACAUUAUUAAAGUGUAAAAUAUCAAAAGAAAAUGUAAGAAAGAGUGAAAAAAUGGUCUAAAAAUGGCUGACGACUGAGAUGCGUACGUUAUGUCCUUUUGACCCUUCAUUUAACUCUAAAUAAUAAAAAAUUAAACAGCGGGCUGGCUGCGGUUCGAACAAGUUACCUCAAAGGAAAGAAAAAGACUUUCCGCCGCUGCACCAUGCAUAAUAAUGUGAAAGAAUAUGCAACACAAUUGUCUAUAUUCCUAAAUAUAUGAAAAAUAGUUCUAAAACUAAUCCCCGAUUAAUCCUCGUGUAAUUUCCGAUUAAUCGAUUAGGCGCUAAGCCCAAGUCAGCCGCACGCGUUACGCCUAGCGCAAUUUCGAACAUGGGGGUAAAGAUGAAUAAUGGUACUAUGAAAGUGGUAAACAUAAAAUUCCCCCUCAAAAAAUAAUAUUCUUCAAUACUAAAUUUUAAUUCUAAUAAUACUUAUUAUUUAAAAAACUUACAAAUUUUGCCCUUUUUUAAUUUUAACUAAAUAUUUUUAUGUACAUAAAUUUAGCUAAAAGAAUGUAAAAUGAUUUAUAUAAACUUAUAAUUGUAUUAUGAAAGUAUUAAUAAUUCUGUUAAAAUGUAAAUAAUACAAGUAUUAAAUUUUGUAAAUAAAAAAAGAGUUAAAGGAAAUUUUAAGGAUCAAAUUGUAAAUAAAAAGUCUAACAUCAAAAUGAUGUACCAUUAAUUGGAGAAUGGUUUCUCUCAUUUUUUUUUAUCUUUACCCUCAAAAAGACUAUUUGAGAUCUCUAAGAAUCUCAUCAACACUACCCCUAGAUGUAUCUCAGAGAACCAUUAAAUGCUCAAUCGGAGAUAGGGCUUUAGAGCUGCUUUUAGUUCAAAGCUACAAACGUAGGGUUUUGUUUUUUAACCUUCUCUGGAUCGAUCAUAGGACGUAGGUGUAACAUUUAGCCAUUUAGGGCAUACUGUGUUUUGGUCCCCAUUGAGACUCCUACUGUUUAUAAAACUCAUAACUACACGAGUCGUCAACAUAUAGAUAUGCAAGCUUGUACACGCGUUUUCUAUAUAUAUUAUGUGAAUAUGCGUUCUUAAAUAUAUAAUUCAUAUGUGUUAUCUGAUGCGUUAUGAUGUUUUUAACCUAAACUCGUUUGGUCCAGCCAGAGCCGUGCGAGCGUUUAUGGUUGUCCGAAGCCACAUAAAAAAAUUCAGUAAAAAUAAUAAUACAUAUUACAGUAGAGAAUAAACAUAUAGAUAAUAUAAAUUCCAAAAAUAUUAAUUAUAUAAGAAUUUUAUUUUUGAAAAAAAACAUUAAUCAAGUAUGUAUCAUUCAAUUUUGUAACUAUUUUUUAAGAUAAAAUAAAACAAAUUACUCAAGAUUUUUUUUCAUAAUUAAAUAAAGAUAAAUUUUCUAACUUCAGUUUUUUAAUAUUUCAAAAAUGCAUUUAAAACUAUAACCGGCAAUAUCUAAGUAUUCUAAUUCUUUAACAAUUAAAAAUCAUCUACAUUGUUUGUUACCUAGGAAAUCCAUGUUUUCACUAUAAACCCAACUUUUUAAUCCUAAUUAUCAUAGUGUUUUCAUGUAUAAACUCAAGUUCUUAUAAUUAUAUUAUGCCUCUAAAAUAAUAUAUGAUGCCCUUGAUCUUUAAAUAUUUUUUGAUGCCCAAAGAGAAAGUUUCAUUUUUAUGUAUUGUGGCACGGCACUGGGUCCAGCCCCUGUUCGGAACUACCUUAGGUGCUAGUCGGACGGUCACUACGGGUCUAACGAGUUACUAAAAAAUUGGGGAAUAUGCGGAGCCUAGUUUUUAAUACAAUUUAAUAUAUUUAUAAUGUGUUUAGUUAACAAACAUAAAUAUAAAAGUUCAUAGACAUGUUUAUAUGACAUUUAUAGAUAACCAUAAUUUUCUAAGUAUACAUCUGAUUCAAAAAUUACAGAAAAAUGGCAAUUCAUGGGAUAAACAAGUCUUGAUCUUCAGAACAUACAAAAAAAAACAUAAAAAAAAAGCUUCGGGCAACCAUAAACGCUCGCACGGCUCUGACUGGACUAAACGAGUUUAGGUUAAAAACAUCAUAACGCAUCAGAUAACACAUAUGAAUUAUAUAUUUAAGAAUGCAUAUUCACAUUUAAUCGGGGCGUCUAGCUCUAGUGGUAAAGAGCUCACAGCUGUGAGUGUCGCGGCCACUGCGGAUUUCACAUUCGGGCCGCAGCGACACAGAUUAGUCUCUUGGGUCUAGGAAGUCUUCGGAGAAACCGUGUAUAAUCAAAAAAAAACAUACAAAAAAAAAGGUAAAAAGAUUGCUGGUCUUUAUUUUACAACAUAAACUAAGCUAAUGAAUCUUGUUGGUUUCUUUACGUAGUAGGUUUAAUGGGCAAUUUUUAACUUUUGCUAAUGGACAAUUAUUAAGUUAUUGGGCUUAUGUACAUUAACGAGUUGAAUUAGGCGGGCGCGUAACACAUUUAUGCGGAUAAUGCGGGAAUUGAUCGGACAACCGCGUAGAGCCACCUAAGUGCACCUCCACGCCACGGCUUGGCUCUGGCUAACGACUAGGCGGCCACUUACACGGUUAAGGCGCCCGCGUUUUAGAACAGGAGAUCUAACCAACUAAAAGAGUGUUAUUUAUUGGAACGAGAUCUUAAUUAGAGCAUGGUACUAUAUUUGAGAUAAAUAUGGUACCAUACUCUAUAAUUCAAAUAUUUUUAAAAUUACUGUCUUGGUUACAAGAUUACGGAUGUGACUGGCUAUUGAUAUAGAUAUUUUCUACAGCCACAAUUAUACAUAUAGUCUUAAAUCUACAUCAAUUUUAAUUUGUAUUCUUUUUAAAGUUUACAGUUUUUUUUUUAAAUCCACAGUACUUAUUUUUCUCAAAAACAAAUAUCUAUAGUUCAAAUUUAAAGAUUUUAAAAAAUUAAAAUUUUAAAACCAAAGCAAAAAAAUCACAGCAAUAUUUCAACAGCCAAAAAAUAAAAUCGUAGUUCAGUACCAACACCUACAUGCCAAAGACUUCCGCCUUAAAAAUCACUUGAAGCGAGUUUUGAGUCGGUUGUGCUCUCAUAGGCUAAAGCCUUACAAUUCCACCACGGAGAUAACAAAAAUGGUACUGCAUAUUAUCAAUUUAGUUACGAAAUAUUAUUAAUACAGUAUUUAUUUAUUCUUUCGUUAUUCAUCAUAUGUUUAAAAAAUAUUAGUGUGUCUUACAAAUGACCAUCCCCCGCGAAUCCUCCUAUAUAUUUGUAAAGUUAUAAUAUCUUUUAGUAUUAACCAAAAAAACAGACCAUCUAGAAUCCACGGUCGACAUAGUAAAUGAAAAGAUCAAACUCCGCAAAUAGAUACUUUUUAAAAAAUAUAUGAAAGUAUAUGUCAAUGUGAAAAGAUGAGUGUAUAUGCAAGUAUGAAAGUAUAUGUCAAUGUGAAAAAUAUAUGAAAGUAUAUAAGUGUGCAUGUGGAUGGAUGAAGAAGUAAAUCUCGGGCACGGAGAAGGCGUGUCCGAUCAUUGAAAGCCGCCCGCCAUCUUUAUUAUAGUUGGUUCCCAAGUACUGGUCUCUGCUCAACUUGCAGAUACUUUGUUUCAUGAACUAACUCUCUUUGUUCUCUCAUUCUCAAUUUUAACUCAAUUACUCUUUAGAAGGGUAAUAAAUUUCACCAUUUAUACAUUCCUUUGUGCUUCAAAAAAAAUACAUUUCUUUAGUGUCUCGACCUGUUGUUUGUUUGUUUUUUUUUUUGAGCAAUCGCCAGCUUUUGACUUCUUAGUUUAGACUACAUGAAGAAUAUAACCAACGUUUCGUUAUAUCAUACCAUAUCAUAAUAAAAUAAAUUUAUUUCCAUCGAUUUUUUUUUUUUUUUGCUUUUUUGCAUGCAUAUAUACUGAUGUCAGAAGCAAUGGUGUUAUAGAAUUGUUGAUUUUGAUUUACGAAAUAAAUAGAGGAAGACAAAAGUGUACGAAUAUAUGGAUAACAUCUUGGAUCCGAGUCAAAUCUCAAACUAAUAUCAUACAUGCAUAGUUAAAAUUUAGUUACAUUACUAUGUUUGAUAUAUACGAUCAUGUUAUUAAAAACAAGAUGUAGUUUUCAUUAUUUCAUGGAUAUAUACAUGCAUAAGCACUGAACUAAAAAGAAACACCAAUUACUUCCUUAAUUAACUGAUGUUGUCUUUCAAUCAUCGAACUCUGCUUUUUUUUUUAUAUCUUGAUCUCUAUAAAUCGAGCUAGAAACAAACCUAAUUAAGGAUAAUAGAUCGACCCUUUACUAAAAAGACAUUGUCAUUUUACCAAAAAAAAAGACAUUGUCAGGUAAACAAUAUCUGACAGCCAACACAUUAACUUCAAACCUAACGUCUACCUGGCUUUGUCUUGGCUCCAUCUUCUUAAAUUUUUGUUCAUUUUCUAUAAAAAAAUUAAUUGGAUUAUUAUCAUUGAUAUAUACGGAAAAUUACAUAUAUUCAUGUACAAAAUAUUUCAAUUUUUUUGAAAGGGAAAGUUCAAAUGAAGGGUGGCUCCUCAAGAAUCAAUUUUGAUUUUGAAGAGACAAAUUGAGGCAUGACUAGUAUGACAUCAAGUAUUUACACUGCCUUAGAUCUAUUCCUUGUUCUUUAUUUUCUUAAAAACAAAUUUGUGUUCUCCUUGUAUCAACUUAACGAUGAACUUAAAAAAGAGGUGUGUAUAUGUAUGUAUACAUAUUGUAUUUUUUUGUGAUAUUAUAUAUCUAUUCUACUAAAAUAAAAGUCACAACCUCAUUUCAUGUGUAAUUUUUUAAGUUGAACCAUCCCUUGGAAAAUUACUUAAAUGAAUUUUUGUAUAAAUAUUUGAAUUAUUUUAAAUAUUCUAAAAAAUCAAAUAGAUAUUCCCAUUUUUUCUGAAUAAAUAUUUUCAUAUCUUUAUAUGUACAAUAUAAACAUAUUGUACAUUAGUUUGGAUUAUUUACCUAGAACCAGGGGAGGACACAGGAUCAUAGAGAAAACGAAUAUUAAUUAAAAGGUUAAAUAAUUAAACAUAGUAAUUUUAAAAGGGUGUAUGCACAAAUACCAAACUUGUAAGGAAGUAUUUGCCAAAAGUCAGUUUGAUUAAUGUUACCUUGGCUAAAACUAGUGAAAGCCAAGUAUGUGCUGACUGCUAAGUGGAAAAAUUGCAGUGUAGAACUUUAUGUAAGUUAAUGGGAAUAAUUGAUCCAUAAUGCGAAUGUACAACAUAUCAUUCAAUUGAUUGUCUCACGAGCGAAGGCGCUAAAAUAAAUGUGAAUUCAGUAAAUUUCAAAUAAGUUUUUCUUCCCUUCUUAGAUAUGUCUACUCGAAAACAGGGUAUGGUCGGACCAUUCCUAACCCAUAUUAUACAUGUAAAAUAAAUACAAAAGAACGUACAUGUCCGUGUUUGUGUGCCUUACAUAUUUGCGUGGACCAAAAUAACAAACAAUUAUACCGAUCUCGUGAUUAAUGAAAACUUUACCCCUUUGCAUAUAUGCAACCUUUAUCUCUCUAAUAUAAAGUAUACGAUCAAAUUGUACCCUAUAUAUAUGUAUAUUUAUAUCUAAAACAUAAAUGACACACACCAAAAAACCUAGAUUCUCCCCAAAUUUCAUCCAACGGCACAAACCGCAUAAAUAAAUAAAUAAUAGCCCUAUCAAAGUAUAAUAAUAAAUAUUGAAACUGGAUAGCUAUGGUUUAGUCCUCGAUGAAUGCGAAUCCCUAAUAUUUACUCCUUUUAGCAUACACUCUUUCUAUUUCUCUCUCUCUCAACUUGAUAUGUCUCUCUGCGUCUCUUUCUUUCUCUAAAUCUUACUUUUACUUUACCUUUUUGUAUACAACCAUAUGACAAAACAACAAACGAGGAAGAGAUAGAGAGAGGGAGCGAUAUUUCUAGUCACGAUGCAGGAGAUAAUACCGGAUUUUCUUGAAGAAUGUGAAUUCGUGGACACUUCACUAGCCGGAGAUGAUCUGUUUGCUAUCUUAGAGAGUCUUGAAGGCGCUGGAGAGAUAUCUUCCACUGCUGCAUCUACACCUAAAGAUGGAACCACAAGUUCCAAAGAGUUAGUAAAGAAUCAAAACCAUGAAACUUCAUCUCCUAAAAAGAAGAGGAAAAGACUAGAAACUGGGAAAGAAGAAGAAGAAGACGACGACGAUGGAGAAGGAGAAGAAGAAGAAGAAGAAGAUGAAGAUAAUAAGCAAGAUGGGCAACAAAAGAUGUCUCAUGUAAACGUGGAACGUAAUAGAAGAAAGCAAAUGAACGAGCAUUUGACCGUUUUACGUUCUCUUAUGCCUUGUUUCUACGUCAAGCGGGGGGACCAAGCAUCGAUUAUAGGUGGAGUUGUGGAAUACAUAAGCGAGCUACAGCAAGUUCUUCAAUCCUUAGAAGCCAAGAAACAACGUAAGACCUACGCGGAAGUCCUAAGCCCGAGACUAGUCCCAAGCCCUCGUCCUUCACCAAAUGUUCUAAGCCCGCGAAAACCGCCUCUUAGCCCUCGUAUCAGCCACCAUCAUCUCCUUCUCCCUCCCAUAAGCCCUCGAACCCCUCUGCCCACAAGCCCAUACGGAGCCCAUCCUCCGCAACUACCACUCAUCCCACAGCCUCCUCGUUCUUACUGCUUAGGGGACCCACCUCCAUACUCCCCAGCUUCAUCUUCUUCUUCUCCUUCAGUCAGUAGUAACCAUGAGAGUAGUUUAAUAAAUGAGCUUGUUGCUAACUCAAAGUCAGCUUUGGCUGACGUGGAAGUGAAGUUCUCAGGAGCUAAUGUGCUGCUCAAAACGGUAUCGCAUAAGAUCCCAGGACAGGUUAUGAAGAUAAUCGCUGCUCUUCAGGAUUUGUCUCUCGAGAUUCUUCAGGUUAACAUUAACACCGUCGAAGAAACCAUGCUUUACUCUUUCACCAUCAAGAUUGGAGUUGAGUGCCAACUAAGUGCAGAAGAAUUGGCUCAACAAAUUCAGCAAACAUUCUGCUAAUAAAAGAAGGAUUAGAUACAUCUUCAAAUAAACUCUAACGAGAGAUCAGUACGUACUCACUUUCUCUCCUCACGAUCCUUUUAAUUAUCUCCAAAUAUUUCUACAAAUAUAUGGUUUCAUUUUGAAUAGUAUUGUUAUUUAAAGUUUGAACAAAUAUUAUUAAGUAUAACCAAUAUAAAUGAGGUUAACUUCCUCACAUGUUUUUCUCUCUGUAAGCUUAGAGUUAGGUGACAGUACUCCUACCAUGUAACUUUAUGCUUCAUUACAUCGAGCAUUGUAGCUGUAAUUGCUUGUGAAUGAACAACAGUGUAUGAGUUUCUCGUGGAUUUUCCUUGAUGUUUUUCUU
Messenger RNA from Brassica rapa (field mustard), 8888 nucleotides. RefSeq names its product transcription factor SPEECHLESS. Gene Ontology annotation, biological process: guard cell differentiation; stomatal complex development; positive regulation of DNA-templated transcription. Gene Ontology annotation, cellular component: nucleus. Gene Ontology annotation, molecular function: protein dimerization activity; DNA-binding transcription factor activity. Lineage: Eukaryota; Viridiplantae; Streptophyta; Magnoliopsida; Brassicales; Brassicaceae. The record is from RefSeq and is a predicted model, not a curated record.